Messenger RNA from Marasmius oreades (fairy-ring Marasmius), 1908 nucleotides. RefSeq lists its product as uncharacterized. Gene Ontology annotation, biological process: ubiquitin-dependent protein catabolic process. Gene Ontology annotation, cellular component: COP9 signalosome. The coding region runs from base 36 to 1760 and encodes 574 amino acids. The record is from RefSeq and is a predicted model, not a curated record. NCBI's taxonomy places the organism in Eukaryota, Fungi, Basidiomycota, Agaricomycetes, Agaricales, Marasmiaceae. The transcript has 5 exons.
ACUGGUACACAAAACAGAACACACCACUACCUUACAUGUCGACCGCCACGAUGGAAACAAAUAAUCAAAAUCUAGUCGACAGCUUGGUCAAUCAAAUCACAACGACGAACAGUAUUGCUACUCUCCACACCACUCUUCGGGGCGCGUUGAGACCCGAUAUUCGUGAGGCCGCUUUAGGAGGAGCAUUGUCUUCAGGUGCAGAUCCGUUGAACCUUCUAGAUCUGAGGACCGAUACAUUGGGAGUGCUCUAUAUUCUAUCAGCGCGAUUGAACGUGCCGUCGUUUGAGGUGGCGUUACCAGUACCGCUGCCAGCUUGGGAGGUCGUAGAAAAUUUUUGCAGUCAGUUCAUACCUGAGCAGGCAAGGCACGCACCAGAACGUAUGUUCAUGCUCGGCGAUGGGAUCCUCAAAUAUGCUGCUCAUUUGCUCAACCCCAAGUGGGCUAUCAUUCCUCUACUCAACCUCGUUCUACGAUUCCUUCCCACACCUAACAUCUUCACUCCGAUUCACUAUCAGUUGCUCUUGACCUCACUGCAAACCGGACACGUUGGUCCUGUAGCACCAUUUCUGGUCAAGUAUCCCAUCGACGACAUCUACAACACAGCCCAUUACCCUGGAUACAAGUCCAAUGAGUCUCCAACGACCGACCUCAGCUAUAACGAUAACCUGAUGUAUCACUACAUGGCCGGUAUCGCGUUAACUCUGGCAGCUCUUCCCCUCUCCUCCGAACUAAACCCUUCAGCAGAUCUAUCUCAGCCAUCGACCAUCCCUCCUCCACCUCCUAAUUUCCGCCUUCUCACACAUGCGCUCUCCUAUUUUGAAACUUGCAUAACAGCACCCUGUGCAUCGCCUAACACGCCGCCCUCUGCCCUCCAAUUCGAAGCGCUCAAAAAGCUGAGACUCCUACAAUGCAUCCGAUACGGAGGUCCCAAGCCACUACCUAAAUAUACCCAUCCUGCAUUAUCGAGGUUAUGGAAGUCAAGUGGAACCCUUUUCCAACCCGGUCUACCUGUCCUUCCUAGAGAAGAACGAAAUUCGGGAGGGUACGCUGCUUUCGUACAAGCCUUCCCCGGGAACAUCGGCUCAAUAUCCAACACAUCCACGAACCCGACAAGCUCUUCCUCUGUACCAAUGGUUCAUCCCAUUCGCACACUUGCUCUUCGAGAUCGUACUCUCUACGAGCACGAUAAGAACUGGGGGUUGAUUCUAAGAGUCGUGGCAGAGGCGGAAUCAGGGAGGUGGCAGGUCAAACAACUGACUGAAAGCUAUGUGAGGCUCGGUCUGAGUGAAAUUGGUAAAGCUUUGGGUUGGAUCAGAGACAACGACCCUGCACCGGUUGUGCAGCAAGGGGAUCAAAGCGUCAGGGCACUUCUACUGCAGAUGAUAGAAUCCAAGACAAUCAAUGCCUCCAUAUCCGCGGACGAUAUUGUUACCUUCCACGAUAACGACCCGGAUGUGGAACUAGAAGAACUGCUUGAACAAUUCGGAGAACCUCCCGCGGGCCAAAGCUCCCACACCUUAUCAUCCGUACUCACGGAAAUACAAAACCAAACAGCACAGCUUCAAAUUCUUGAAGAACAAACGGCUCAAUCGAAGAGAUUCUUGACUCAGGUUGUGAAAAACAUUGGAUCUGGAGGAGGCUCUGCUGGCUUUCCUGGAGGGUAUCCACAGUCAUUCAUGAUGGGUGGCGGCGCUUCGUGGGUUGGAGAUGAUGAGGAAGGACCUCUGGUGUAUGGUCACGACGAUAGUAUGUAUAGUUGAAAACCUGUCUUUUUGUGACCUGCAGGACUGUAAGAGGACUGUUGGUUCAUAGAAACAAAUCCCGACAGUAAGGGUAGUGCAACUAAGUACGAUGGUCCUGGAAUCUGACCUCGAUCCACUUCCGAGUCACAGAACUCACUGGUUGGGC